UAUAUAACCUUUUUUCUUUGGUAGAUCUUUUCUGAGAGGUUUUCCCUCUUGAGUUGUGCUUAUUUCAGUAGAUUUAAGUACAUGUGUCACUUGUGAUAGUAUAAUCGGGAAUUCUCAUAUAUAAUGUCUAAGUAAUGUAAUCAUAACAUUGCUGAAACUUUCAUUCAUUUAAAUAUGACAGACUGGAGUUAAAGUCAUAACGUGAGUUUCUAUCAUAUGUCGGAUUAAAAUAAUUUAGUUGUUUGGUCAGUUUUGUCUUGAUCUCAUUUGACUGCUUAGACAUUUUUUGACUGACUAAGACAGAUGAAAGAGAAUAUUCUGUUAAGAGUUAAUCAUGAUUCCUUUGAAUAAAACUGCAAUUUUUUUCAUAUCACUGAUAGUCACAUCAACACAGUUUCAGUAGAUGACUAUUUCGUCAUGAGCCUGGAUUUGCCCAAGAUAUCUGCCUGUUGAAACAAAGUUUUUUCUUGCCACCGUAACUUCUGCUGCUUUGCUAAAGUUCUCAUGAUGGAUUAAGCCAGGUCUUUGUAAUAUAGUAAUAAGUAAGGUUUUCUACCUGCUUUUUGUAACAUAACAAUGAGUAAGGUCUUUUUACCUGCUUUUUGUAAAGUGUCUCGAGAGAACUCUUGUUAUGAAUUGGCGCUAUACAAAUAAAGAUUGAUUGAUUGAUUGACAAUUAGCCUUACAAGGACCGGUUUCACUGAAAUGAUAAUGAAACCUUAAGCAUGUCAUUUGAUACUUAAAAAGUAAAAGAAACAGCAACAUACUUUGCUGAAAUAUGGCAUAUUUUGCAUUUGAACACAAGUCUAAGACUUUAUUUAUUUCUGCACACUAAUAAAGUCUCUUUAGAGACUAAAGACACAGAACCAAGACCAUUAUCUCUAACAGUUUAGUAUGUCACAGCCCACAGUUUGAUACUGAAUCGGAUAUCUUUUUGAUUUUAAAUAAUUCUUCCAUAAGAUAUCACAAGUCGCUCCCUUGUUUCUUGGUAGAAAGUAUUGGAGCCAGAUGUGCUUCAAUUUAAAGUAACAAUUCAAAGUUUGCGCAAAUUCUUAGUGACACUUGAAAGACAAUUGAAUAAUUCUGAAGGACAUAAAAGCUGAAAGGGAAACCCUGGUGUACUCUAACCAUUAGUUUAUUCAUUUGGUCAAUAAAGGCAACAUAAACAAAAAAGGCUUUUACAUUUAUGUUGAAAUAUAGAGAAAUACAAUACAAAAGCUAAAAUAGAUUUUGCCUGUAUGUGUGUGUGUAUGGGACAUGGCUGAGUUUGUUCUGGCAGUGUGUUUAUAUGCGUAUAUAUAUAUAUAUAUAUAUAUAUAUAUAUAUAUCUAUAAUAGUACAAAUGUUACAGACUGCAUUUUAGCUGAACACAAAACUUUUCCAAAGUGGCCCUCAGCCUCCAGUAUGUUGGCUGCAGCAUGCUGUUUUCCCGCAGAUUGUCUUAUCAGGGCUCGGCAAUACUGCAACCCGGGACCGCUGAUGGGAGGAGUUAACGCAAGUAAACUGAAUCCUUCAUGUGUUCCAAAAGAACAUACACAACAACUGCACAGUUGUUUAUUCAGCACCUGCAGGAAUACAGAUAUGUUAUAUACAGUUUGUAUGUGUGUUUGAAGACAUGAUGGGGUCUUAGAGAAAAGGUAGGUUCCAUUAACCCACUGCUCUGUGUCCCACCAGGUGGAUCCUUAGCUGCAAGCAUCUGGCCUGAAUGUGUUCAACGGCCAACUGUGUUCUCCCACUAAGGAGAACCUUUGAGGCAUUAACCACUCCAGGCAGGCUGUGUGUGGGGGGGUCCAUGUCAACUCAUUUAUCUGGAGCCAGGUCUCAUGGAGCACCUCAGGAUACAGAGAUGGAUGUGGCCUGGCAGGAGCUGAUGGCCAUCACAGAGCUGCAGUUUGAUGUCCCUGGUGAAGCCCAUGAAACAACACAAUACCAGAGCAUGGAGUCAAUAGCAGCCCAUAUGGGAGCAUAUGGGAUGGCCCAUUCCCAAUAUCAGCCCCCCUCUCCUCCUGCCUGUGAUCUCAGCACCGCCAACACAUUUGAUGGAUGUUACUCUAUAGAGGCAUCUGCCAGUCAUCAAUUAAGUGGCAACGCAGAGGCCAUGUACACACACUCUGAACCUCAGCUAAAUCAGCGCAUGUUCCCAGUCUCUUCUCACACUCAGCCCUCUCUCAUGACUCCAAGGGAAGACCUGAACAUUCCGGGUACCAGUCAGCACAGAAGGUCCAAUGCGGGUCUGUCUCAGGGACGGCACAUGCUGUGGACCGCACACGGACAAAGUUUGCACGCUCACCCAGCUGAUGACCUAGAGUCAGACUCUGGCCUGUCGUUGGGUUCUAGUCCACCUUUGGCCUCCCCAGAUAACCCUGUAAGUGGUGCACCAGGGUACCAGAGUGUAGAUAUGAACAUGACAUAUAGUGAUGGUGAACCAGAUAGCAUGACUGGGCACACCAGAGGAGUACAAAUGCAUUAUUCAAUGGACUAUCAGAAUCAAACACACUCCUAUUUACACUCAGGUGCACAUCCAUCUUAUUUUCAAACCCAUACUGCUUAUUCUCACUCUCAACCUAAUGCCAUGGCUCCCUGGUCAGUGAAACAGCAGAGCCAGCCCACUGCCCUUGGAGAUUACACUGACUCUGGAGUCACCAGCAGAUGGAGCUCACAGCAUAACCUGUACACCAAACAACCAGGAAGCACAUUAACUCCUGCUCCAUUGAGCAGAGAUGAGCGGCGAGCUGUGGCCUUGAAGAUCCCCAUGCCGAUGGACAGGAUUAUCAAUCUACCUGUGGAUGACUUCAAUGAGCUCCUGACACAGUACACUCUCACAGAUACUCAACUAGCACUGGUCAGGGACAUAAGACGCAGAGGGAAAAACAAGGUGGCCGCCCAAAACUGCAGAAAAAGGAAACUCGAAAGCAUCUUUCACCUUGAAAGAGAACUGAACCAGCUGCAGACUCAAAGAGAACACCUGGCACAGGAAAGACAGGAGUUUAAGCGCAGCUUGGCUUUUAUUAAAUGUCGCCUGGCAGACCUCUAUACUGAAGUCUUCUCUCACUUAAGAGAUGAGGAUGGACAACCAUACUCCGUGGAUGAAUACUCCCUACAACAGACACCAGAUGGUAAAAUUUAUUUGGUACCGCACACAUCUAUGCACAAAAGAGACAAUUGCUGAGAACUGGGAGUAUGUUUAAUGUUUGUUAUGCAAGACAUAUAGCAUAAUGCAUUUCUGUGCUAUUUGGGUAAAUCAACUGGCUGAAUUUUUGUAUGUGCUUAUGACAUUUUAAAACACAAAGACUGCAAUAACAUUGGCACAACAACAAAAGACAAACCAAGCAAGGGGUUUAAUGAAAAUAUACUUUAUUUCAAAAUAAAUAAAGACCGCACAGCAGUCAACUUCUGUCGUUUUAAAAUCUUCAUUACCAGCAUGAUUGUUUGGAAACCCUGUGAAAACAGACGUGGUUAGAUCAUUCAUAAUGAAAUAGUAAAUUGUUGUGUUCCAAGUUUUAAGAUCUGUACCUUAAGCCAUUGUCACAGAAAUGAAGUCAGGUUCCUGGGAAAACAUUUGGAGCUCCCUAGAAAGGAGAAACAAAUAAGUAAAAGAGCAAUAUAGUGCCUUCAUUAUAACAGCAUGCAAUUACAUUGUACCACUAUGCAAAAUUAGUUGGCCGAUUAUACCAGUCAACACUGUUCCAAGUCAUAAUAAAACUUGUUUCCAAAUGA
This is a messenger RNA of Labrus mixtus (cuckoo wrasse), 3717 nucleotides long. It is a transcript of the gene nfe2, whose product is annotated as nuclear factor, erythroid 2. The coding region runs from base 1706 to 3169 and encodes 487 amino acids. The transcript has 3 exons. Gene Ontology annotation, molecular function: RNA polymerase II cis-regulatory region sequence-specific DNA binding; DNA-binding transcription factor activity, RNA polymerase II-specific. The record is from RefSeq and is a predicted model, not a curated record. Gene Ontology annotation, cellular component: nucleus. Gene Ontology annotation, biological process: regulation of transcription by RNA polymerase II. Lineage: Eukaryota; Metazoa; Chordata; Actinopteri; Labriformes; Labridae.